This is a messenger RNA of Zymoseptoria tritici IPO323, 3336 nucleotides long. RefSeq lists its product as uncharacterized. Gene Ontology annotation, biological process: phosphorelay signal transduction system; protein autophosphorylation. The record is from RefSeq and is a predicted model, not a curated record. Gene Ontology annotation, molecular function: protein binding; phosphorelay sensor kinase activity; histidine phosphotransfer kinase activity. The annotation marks the transcript as partial. NCBI's taxonomy places the organism in Eukaryota, Fungi, Ascomycota, Dothideomycetes, Mycosphaerellales, Mycosphaerellaceae. The transcript has 5 exons.
CCAGCGUCAUCGAAUGAUACAGCUCUUACCGCGUUCUGCCAGCUCGGCGCACUGAGGGUCGGUGCGCGCAGAUGCCUACUGUUCAUGUUUGAUCAGGAGUAUGCCUUCAUUCUCGCAGAAGCUACCAGGACGUUGUCCCUUCGUGACGAUCAUAGUCAUGAUGUCGAAGACGGGUUGUGGCUUGGACAAACCAUCAUCCCUCGUGGUCUCAGCGUUUGCGAGCACACUGUGAAUAUCCCAGCCGAGAACAAUGGCUCAAAUCGAUUUCACGACAAUAGCGCCCGUAUCCACAUCAUCAAUGAUUUAAAAGACUCUCGCUUUUGCGAUCGGCCCUAUGUUCUGGAAGGUCCGAAAGCACGGUUCUAUGCAGGAGUGCCUAUCACUUCUCCAUCCGGCCUGAGAAUCGGAGCAUACUGUGUGCUGGACGAUAAGCCAAGAAACGGUCUUCGUCAAAAGGACAUCAAUUUCAUGCUCGAGAUGAGCACUACGAUUAUGGAGCACCUGGAAAUGCUCCGCGCGAGGACCGAGUUUGGAAGGGGUACCCGUAUGCUCACGGGCUUGGGCACAUUCGUGAAGGAGUCUCCGGUCGAGGGUUCUCACAAGCGCUCCAGGCGAAUUACAGUGCCGAGCAUGGUCAAGGAAUCGCCAGUGCUUGGAUUUGGCGAGUCAUCCGCAAAUUCAGGACACCAAGACGCUCAUGACUAUUUCGGCAGUGCCAUUUUCGAUGGGCAGGUCAGCUCGAAUGGAAUUUCGAGUGGCUCUUCCCAUUCUACGGGGCGCCAGAGAUCACUUCCAUCAGCAGCACUGACUGAUCCGAACGACCGCAAUGGACUGAUCACUCCUUCGACAACUCUUCGCGCGCAGGUAUCCCUGAUGGACGAAAGCGAGUCCGAUGGCGGAGUCGGAGACACCCUUCAGCGAGCGGCUGUCCUGCUUCGAGAUUCUAUCGAGGCCGACGGCGUCUUGAUACUGGACGCCUCAAUCCACUCCUAUGGUGGAGCGGUGACGGGAGAGCAAUACUACUCAGACAGUGAGCCGGAGAGUGCUAUCAGUGAAGAUGGUAGACCGACAAGCAGACCGACAAGAAUCGACUGCCGUAUACUCGCACAAUCCAAACGUCAUUCAAACGACAAGAACUCAGGCUCCGCCAUUUCCGAGAAGACUUUGCGAAGCCUACUACGGCACUAUCCCCAGGGGAAGGUCUGGAGGUUUGACUCCAAUGGCGAUAUAUCAUCGGACGAGAGUGGCAGCGACCUCACGUCUGACUCCGCCGACGACGACAGUUCUCCCACUAAGCGACAGUCGUUCAAGACGACAAGAUCAAAAAGGAGAAUGCGGGAAGCACGGGCGAUUCAGCGAGUCUUCCCCGGCGCCCGGACCAUUUGUCUUGUAAGCAUUUGGGAUAAUGUCCGCGAGCAGUUCUACGCUGGUGCGAUCAUCUACACCUUUAGUCCCAUUCGACAAUUCUCCUCGGAACUACUGUAUAUGAUGGCAUUCAUGGAUGUGGUCAUGGCAAAAGUCUCGCGGAUCGAAGCGAACCUGAAAGAUCAAGCCAAGUCGGAUUUCAUCUCGUCUGUAUCGCAUGAGCUGAGGUCUCCUCUGCACGGGAUUCUUGGAAGCAUUGACUUUCUCCAUGAUCAAGCAGUUCUCGACUGGUCGUUGAUCUCGCAGAUCGAAAGGUGUAGCGCCACGUUGAUGGACGUCAUCGAUCAUCUUCUCGACUUCGCGAAGCUCAACCACUUUGGCAAGAAGCUUAAACGCAUCGACCGCAGAGGCGGAGCCCGCGAAGGCAACGGUCUACUUUCCAAGAGCUCUCUGGCUUCUGGAGGGUCGAAUCUAACAGAAGUGGUGUCUCUCGCAAAGAUCACCGAGGAGGUGACCGACUCGAUCUUCUUUUCUCACUGCUGCCGUGUAGAUGGAACACCGACCGUCGAAUUCAUCUUGGACAUCGACAUGGAACCAGACCUACAGUGUGAUCUCGCUGUGGGCGCCUGGAAACGGCUGUGCAUCAACAUCAUCGGCAAUGCUCUGAAGUACACCACGUCUGGAUAUGUCAUGGUCUCAUUGAGGAUGACGGCGCCGAAGGACAAGCCUCCACUUGCCAUGUUGACCGUUUGCGAUAGCGGCAUAGGAAUGACCAAAGAGUACAUGGAGUCGCGGCUAUUCAAGGCCUUCAGCCAAGAGAACGAUCUCGCAAAUGGCACCGGUCUUGGCAUGUCGCUCGUCAAAAAGAUCUUGCAAGCCUCUGGUGGUCAGAUCAAGGUGCAAAGCGCAAAGGACGCGGGAACUGUCAUGACGAUAUCCAUGCCACUCGACAUCGUCACGCCAAAGCAAGCAGAGCCAAUGCAUGUUGUAUCUCCUGGACUGCGAGUUGGGAUUCUCCAGCCGCCUCGCGCAAGGUCUUACAAACCUACAAAGGGGCGAAAACUACAAAUUGCAGCACUACAAUGCAUCUUCCGCCGACUGAGCGCAGAAGUGGUCUCGCCAGAGGCGGCGGCUGUCGUUAUUGCAUUCGAGACGGACGUCCAAGCCUUGAUCAAUCGUGAUCAAGCCGAACAUUGCAAUGUUCCUGUGAUCGUGCUCUGCGACACGGUUAUGUCCGCAGCUCGUCUUCGAACGUCACACAUCAAGCUGUCCUCCAGCAGAAGAGUUGAGUUCGUUGCACGGCCCUUUGGCCCAGCUCAGAUCUGUGCGGCACUUCAGAAGUGUAUCAGAGCAGCCGGGCCGCAGACACCCAUAACGCUGUCUCCGCAGGCGACAGCCGGGCAUACUAGGCGACCACAAGCAGGCGGAGCCGAGCUUACCCACCACCCUGCUACCACUUCUGGCAUGACCAAUCAGAUGAGUAAUCUUCCGAUCCCUCCAUAUGCGGCUGCGGUCGCGGAGCAGAAACUGUCGUUGCUGCUCGUUGACGACAAUCCCAUUAAUCUACGCCUCCUCACCACAUACGCCGAGAAAUACAGCCACCCCUACCGCGGAGCAUCGAACGGCCUCGAAGCCGCCCAAGCGUACGAAUCCGCCGCAUCGAAGUUUCCUCACGCAACCAUGUCGAACGCCCCAAAACCCGAUGUCAUCUUCUUGGAUAUACAAAUGCCCAUCAUGGACGGCUACGAAGCCGCCCAACGGAUCCGCGCGUUUGAAAAGACGGCCGGUGUCAAGCCCGCUAUCAUCGUUGCCAUCACUGGUCUCGCAUCGAACCAGUCUCAACAAGAUGCAUAUUCUAGUGGGAUUGACAUGUUUCUCACGAAGCCGGUGCGGCCGAGAGACAUUACGAGAGUUUUGGAGUCGAUCUCUGCUCCGGGAAAGGGGACUACGAGUGAAAGCGCGAGAACGUGA